UCUUCAAACAGUUUAGAGGUCAACAUGGCGGCAAAUUUUGAGACGGGGAGUUUUAAAAAUGGAGAAAUAAACGGACCCGUGAGCCCGGUCGAUCCAUCAUACACUCCUAAAUUAUUACAUACAACAAGUGUUAGUAUCGACAAAAUCGAUGGAGAUAGAAAUCAUGAGUCUAGAAUACUCUGCUUGUUCACAGGAGGCACAAUUGGAAUGACAUCGAAUCAUGAUGGAGUGUAUGUCCCAAAGGCGAAUUUCCUUGUAAAAGAGUUGCGAAAAUUACCUAUGUUCCAUGAUGACAGUUAUAAUCUGCUCGGUUCUGACCUCAAUGAUCCAGAGAGGCCUCUUGUUAUGCCGCUCUCAAAAGAUGGCAAAAGAGUUGUGUAUUGUGUCUAUGAAUAUGAACCAUUGUUGGAUUCUUGUAAUAUGACCAUGGAUGACUGGGCCAGACUUGCAAUGGAUGUCAAGAAGAAUUAUGAGUUGUUUGAUGGCUUUGUGAUACUACAUGGUACAGAUACAAUGGCAUACACUGCAUCUGCUCUCUCCUUUAUGCUAGAGAACCUAGGCAAGCCAGUCAUAGUUACUGGGUCACAGAUCCCUAUAUUUGAGACCAGGAGUGAUGGAAGAGAUAAUUUUCUUGGGGCUCUUAUUAUAGCUGGCCACUAUAAUAUACCAGAGGUGACUUUGUACUUUAACAACAAGCUACUUAGAGGCAACAGAGCCACUAAGGUCGACAGUGGUAGCUUUGACGCCUUUGACUCACCCAACCUUAGGCCUCUUGUUCAGAUGCAGAUAGGCAUUCACGUGCGAUGGGACCAGAUUUUCCGUUCUGGAAUUCCACAGGCAUUUUCAGUCCACACUGAUCUUUGUCCACAUGUUGGAAUUUUGCGUCUUUUCCCCAGUAUCACGGCUGACACCGUUAAAGCGUUCCUCAGUGACACUAUGCAGGGUGUAGUGCUGCAGACAUACGGGGCAGGAAAUGGUCCUGAUUCCCGUAAGGACUUGAUGGAGGUUUUUACGGAGGCAUCCGAGAGAGGGGUCCUAAUUAUAAACACGACACAAUGUAGUAGGGGUGUUGUCGCUACAUCUUAUGCCACGGGGAAAGCACUUCUUGAUGCAGGGGUGAUUCCUGGCUCUGAUAUGACUCCAGAGGCCGCACUUUCAAAACUCAGUUACGUCCUCGGCAAGUCUGAGUGGGAUAUGGCACAGAAACGACAGAUGUUGAAUGUUAAUUUACGAGGGGAGAUGAAGGUAGCAACAGUAAAACAGAAACACUCUCUGCUGGACUUUAGUCUCAUCCAGACACUUGCUGAGACUAUGAAACUCAGCUCUAAAGAGGAGAUUCAUCUGCUAAGGAGUGCAAUAUUUCCUUCACUAAUGUGCUCUGCAGCCAAGAAUGGCGAUGUUGAUGGCCUGAUUAAGUUAAAGACACACGGUGCUAAUGUAAAUGAGGUGGAUUAUGACAACAGAAGCGCACUUCAUCUUGCAGCCACAGAAGGACAGCUGGAAGCAGUAGAAUAUUUAUUAAAAGAAGGGGGUAUGGUCCAUAUGCGUGAUCGGUUUGGGAACACACCUUUAAGAUGUGCAAUAAUGUAUAACCACCCUGAUAUUAUACGUAUACUGAGGAAGGCUGGAGCACAUAUUACAAUCAAUCCUGUAAGGAUUGGAGUGGAGCUUUGCAGUCUUGCUGCAAUAAAUGAUCUAGAAGGUCUGAGGUCAUGGUACCUUGCUGGAGCGAAUAUCAACAGUGGGGACUAUGAUAAAAGAACAGCUCUACAUGUGGCUGUCACCUUUGACUAUUUGGGAAUAGUUACAUUUCUACUUGAAUGUGGAGCAAGAUCUGAUAUUAAAGACAUGUUCGGCAACACUGCCUUGACAGAGGCCACUACAAGAGGUCUAGAUAAGAUUGUUGCAGUCUUGUCUCCAAUGGAAGAUAGAUGAUUGAUCUAGGGAUUGUUAGUUGGAAAUCAAGGAUGAAGUCAUUGAAGUGUCUUCUGAUGAACAUCCUAAAUGCUUAACUUUGAGGAAUCUUUGCAGUAUUGUGAAAUGUUAUGUGGAAUUAUAUUAGUAAGAUGGUUGUUUUAAAAAAAAGGUGACAACAGACCAAAGAAUUUUACCAAACAAACAUUCAGUUGGUAAGGAAUACACUAUUCAUUUUAGUUUUCAUUUAAUUGGAUGACUAGCUUGUGUGGUGGCAUAGGAUAAAACAAGAAAUAUUGUUUUGAUUUGCAUGCACAUUUUAGUCCUGUAGGAUGAUAGGGAGCAAUGAUCUAUAAAAUAUAUAUGACCCAAAGUGUGAACUUGCUGGACUAUGUAUAAUGUAAAUGGAAACUGGACCAUUCAAAAAUGGCUUUCAUUAUUGCCAUAUGUACUCAUUAUAGUGAAAUACAUUCAAGGGCUUAUGAUGUACUUUCAGAUAUACUUGCAUGGAGCUUAAGCUUGUAUUCGUGAAUGCAACUAACGUCUGUCAGUUAUGCCUUGGUCACAUAGGCUUCGAUUUUCACUACGGUGUCCGGUCGAUUGAGUAUUUUGUUCAAAAUUGGAUACAAUAUUGAACAAAACACUCAAUCGGCUGGGCGCCGGCC
Molecule: messenger RNA, 2579 nt
Organism: Owenia fusiformis
Lineage: Eukaryota; Metazoa; Annelida; Polychaeta; Sabellida; Oweniidae
Source: the annotation of a GenBank genome assembly